Messenger RNA from Styela clava, 1472 nucleotides. Its product is annotated as ubiquitin-associated domain-containing protein 2-like. The record is from RefSeq and is a predicted model, not a curated record. Gene Ontology annotation, molecular function: serine-type endopeptidase activity; protein binding. Lineage: Eukaryota; Metazoa; Chordata; Ascidiacea; Stolidobranchia; Styelidae.
UGCGUUUGUAUCAUAUUAUGUCAUUAUGUAAAACAUUAGUCUUCAAAUUUUGUCAUCUAUUCAAAUCCAUGGACUGAGCUCUUCAACUUGAAUAUUAACAUCCAAAGAUUCACUAUGAAUGAGAAUCUUGGAUUCUAUAAACGCACAAUAUCGAAAUGUCUUCUCGUGAUGUAUUUUACAACAUAUGUUGCUGUCAACACAUUACUUCAUGAAUAUAAAUAUUUCUUUGUUUACGAUAUAUCAAAGAUUUUAAAUAAAUUUGAGCUUUGGAGGCUUCUGACAGGAAAAUUUAUAUUUUUAACUCCUCAUGAGUUCUUUUUUGGAAGUAUUUUAUUGUACGGGUUUUCAGAUUUUGAAAGAAGAUUCGGUUCAUAUAAGUUCAUGUCUUUCAUUCUAUGCAAUUGGCUGUUGACAUCAUUACUUGAAGUUGCAUUUACCACUUAUUUCAAAGAGAUCAAGAUAUUGCCAUCAGGAAUGUACUGGCUCAUCUAUGCUCUCUUGGUGUUUUAUUAUCAUGAUAUACCUGGAAUUGAACAGGCUCGAUUUGGCCCAAUUAGGAUUACUCAAAAAAUACUUCAUUAUGGUCUGGUGGUCCAGAUUAUUGCUAUUGAUGAAACAAGAUAUCCUGUUUGUGGACUCGGUUUGAUUUCUGGACUCAUUUACUAUUAUAAUAUUUUGUAUGUUGGAAGUUUUUUAUCAUUACCGGAUACAUUUCGAAAAACCACAGAAAACUAUUUAGAAAUGUUGUUGGGUUCUACAAAGCCAACAUACGGAUUAAUUGGUGCGACUUUGUCUGUACAAAGACAAAUGCGACUUGAUGAAAUUGAACGUACAAUUAUACAAAAUCGAAUGCAAGCAAGACAUCACCAAGUGGGAACAAAUAUUCCUGCUCUGUUCCGUCGUCUUGGUAUUGCAAAUCAACCAAAUCACAAUGUUCAACCUCAAGCAGUACUUAGCGAAGAAUCUAUUGCACAACUUAUCGACAUGGGAUUUCAUAGAGAGCAGGCUGUAAAUGCGUUGAGAAUGUCGGGCAAUGAUGUGGGCAAUGCGGCAGCCAUGUUGUUACGAUAAUGUUGGGUAAUAUUUGGCCAACUUUGCAUCCUUUGUGUUGUCAAAUUCAUUGCGAAUUCGCCUGGUGACAGCAGCCAUUGAUUCAUAUAUUUUGGUGUCAAUGUGGGCUGUAGCUUCCUUUAGCUACAAGGAACCAUUGCUUUUUUAUGAAUAGUUGAAAAUUCUGUAUAUGAAUCAUGUUAUGAAGGACUUGGUGUUAUAUUUUGCUUCAAACACGCCGUUUACUUUGAUGUUUAAUGAAAUCCCGAUGUGGCAUUAUGCUUAUUUGUCGAAAUAGCAUAUUAUUGUAUUUUUAGUUAGUUUCUCUCAUAUUGUCAUUUGUUUAUUAAAAAUUAAAUAUUUAUUUUAUGCUGACAGCAUUGUGUUUUUGUUUUUUGAAUAUAAGUCGUUGCAAAAUGUCA